Messenger RNA from Leishmania braziliensis MHOM/BR/75/M2904, 507 nucleotides. RefSeq lists its product as hypothetical. Bases 1 to 507 code for a protein of 168 amino acids. Gene Ontology annotation, molecular function: rRNA binding; structural constituent of ribosome. Gene Ontology annotation, biological process: mitochondrial translation. Gene Ontology annotation, cellular component: ribosome; mitochondrial large ribosomal subunit. The transcript has a single exon. The record is from RefSeq and is a predicted model, not a curated record. NCBI's taxonomy places the organism in Eukaryota, Euglenozoa, Kinetoplastea, Trypanosomatida, Trypanosomatidae.
AUGCAGUCGUCCCUGCUGCGGCCCAGCUCGCUGCGGCGAGGGUACCACUACGUGCACCCCAAGACCGGGAGACCCAUUCGCCAGUAUCGCAAGUACGGUGACCCUCGCUUCAUUAACAACGAAGUUGCCCUCAUCAACGGCCUUUUUGCGCUCAUCACGACCGACUUUGGUAUGGUGACGCAGUCGCAGCUGGAGAACGCGCGUCUCGCCAUAUUGCGCCGCAUGCCGCGUGGCUCCUUCGCCCUCACCAUGCACACCGACUACGAGGAGUUUCCCGUCGUGCAAAAGAGCCCCGAGUCGCGUAUGGGUGCUGGUAAGAGCAACAUCCACCACUUCGCUUACAAGUUCACCACCGGCGUGCCGCUGUUCGAGAUUACGGCGCUGUCCUCGCGGCGGCUGAACCAGGCAGAAGCUGAAGGCAUCUUCUUAGCAGGGCGGUCGUUCAUUCCGCUUCAGACGGCAGUGGUACCGCGCGGCCGCGUGGAUGAAUACCACGUCUUCAAGUAA